This is a messenger RNA of Parnassius apollo (apollo), 1533 nucleotides long. The record is from the annotation of a GenBank genome assembly. Lineage: Eukaryota; Metazoa; Arthropoda; Insecta; Lepidoptera; Papilionidae.
AUGAGUGAAAAAUACGAGGUUCAGGUUUCUGAAAAACUCGGCAGGUACCUAGUCGCUGCUACAGAUAUAAAAGCUGGCGAGACUAUUCUCAGCGACAAACCGUUUGUAUUAGGCCCCAACAGUGAUACAUCGCUGGUAUGCUUUAACUGUUACCUACCGUUAAUCAGCAAAUUCUUCGUGUGCAAAUACUGUGCCGUCGCGCCCAUAUGCCCGGGAGACGGGUGUCCUGAACAACUUUCUAAAUGGCACAGUCAAUCGGAAUGCGACUUCUUUAGAACUCUCAAACUUACAAAAGGCCUCAACCCAAUGACCAUGGUACAGAAUGUGGGUUCUCUGCUUGUACUUCGAGUGGUUUUGAAGAAAGACUUUGACAAGGCAGCCUUUGAAGAGUUUAUGCAACUCGAAACGCAUUUGGAUAUGAGAAGGAAUACCUGUGUUUGGAAGUUUUGUGAAAAUACUGCAAAGUUUAUUCGAUCUUUGGGUGUGCUUGAGGAUAUAGACGAUGCUGAUUUCAUUCAAAAAAUCUGUGCAGCAAUCGAUGUAAACAGUUUCGAAGUAAGAGGACCACCUGUACCGGCCAUAGGUUGCUCUGAGCUCCUGCGUGGGGUGUAUUUAAAGGCAGCCUUGAUGGCCCAUGACUGUCUGAGCAAUACUCACGUGGCUAUAAACGACAAGAACAUUUUAGUAUGUCACGCGAGUACUGAGAUUAGGAAAGGGGAGACAAUAUACUACAAUUAUACAGAUCCGUUAAAGGGCACAAAGCUACGGCAACAACAUCUAGAAGUCGGUAAAUAUUUUAGAUGCGCAUGCAAAAGAUGCCAAGAUGUAUCAGAAAUUGGCACAUACAUGAGUUCAGCUCUUUGUCCUGGAUGCAAAACAGGAUACAUCUCCCCGAGUUGCGAGAUGUGGACAUGUCACAGCUGUAAUUCUAAAUAUGAACGGUCCGAGAUUGAACAUAAGAUUCAAUGUUGUUCGGAAAAACUAGCAAUUAUAAAUAAAAAAGAUGAAAAGGAACUAGAAGAGUACGUUAAAAAUGUAUCGCUUGUACUGGCUCCAAACCAUUACUUGCUGCUAGAGGCUAAACAACGCCUGGCGGGUGUAUUAAGAGAUGCCAUCAACCGAGAACCUCGUCCAACCAAGAAGAUGAUGCGUCGUAAAAUAGAAUUGUGCAAAGAGUUGCUGCCAGUACUUGAGAAAAUAAGUCCAGGAAUAUGCAGGAUUAAAGCUAUAACACUAUACGAGCUUCAUUGUACGAUGGUACAAUUGGCUAAAAAGCUCUUUGAUGGUCGUGAAAUAAACGGAUCUGCUUAUUUGGAUGAAUUACAAAAUGCGGAGAAACAUUUAAAGAAAUCAAUCGAAAUGUUAUUGAUUGAACCUGGGAACUCACCUGAAGGAGAAUUAUGUUCAAAAGCGCUUGAAGAAUAUCGAGCGUUGAAAGCUGCUAUUACUGGGGUUUUGCUAGGAAUGCAAUCUGAAGAAAAAACUUACGCUAGCCAAACAGACAAGAUUUCUCCAACUUCUAAUGUAAAUUGA